Cydia splendana is the source of this 632-nucleotide messenger RNA. Its product is annotated as 60S ribosome subunit biogenesis protein NIP7 homolog. The transcript has 3 exons. Gene Ontology annotation, molecular function: RNA binding. Lineage: Eukaryota; Metazoa; Arthropoda; Insecta; Lepidoptera; Tortricidae. Gene Ontology annotation, biological process: ribosomal large subunit biogenesis; ribosome assembly. Bases 69 to 611 code for a protein of 180 amino acids. Gene Ontology annotation, cellular component: preribosome, large subunit precursor; nucleolus; nucleus. The record is from RefSeq and is a predicted model, not a curated record.
CGGCAGCGGCGAAAUAGAAGCACGUGUUGUAUUUUAAAUAUUGUUUAUUAUUGAAUUAAAAGUAUAAAAUGAAGGUCCUAUCUGAGGAGAGAAUGCGGAUUUUAUUCGAGAAACUUACAAAAUAUAUCGGCGUGAACGUAAAGUUGCUGAUAGACAGGCCAGACGGCACAUACUGCUUCAGAGAGAAGAAAGAUCGAGUAUAUUACAUAUCAGAGAAGCUGCUUCAGUUAGCUCAAACUGUGAAGCCAGAUAACCUUAUAUCCGCUGGGACGUGCUUCGGAAAGUUCACAAAGACCAAUAAAUUUAGACUGCACAUAACUGCAUUGACAUAUAUUGCUCCAUAUGCUCCAUUCAAGAUUUGGGUCAAGCCGUCUGCGGAACAACAGUUUUUGUAUGGACAUCAUGUUAUUAAAAGUGGUCUUGGCCGCAUAACAGAAAACACUCCGAAGCACCAAGGUGUAGUAGUAUAUUCCAUGUCGGACAUGCCGCUAGGGUUCGGAGUGGCUUCUCGGACCACCGCUGAGUGCAGAAAUGCUGAUCCUUUAGCCACCAUCGCCUUCCACCAGGCAGAUAUUGGGGAAUACAUUCGCUCGGAGGAUACUUUGACAUAGGAAUAAAUUUAUAGAAAUGAA